UUUCUUCUGUCUUCUUAAAUUCCCAUUUUCCUCUCAUAUAUAUACCCUUUCGUGUUCCACUAAAAAUACCAAUAUUAAUAUCAGUUGUUACUAUUUCUGAAACCCUCGUAUGGGAAUGUCUUUAACAAACUUCGAUUCUUUGCCUGAGGAAUGUGUCUCUACAAUCCUGUCCUUCACUUCUCCACCUGACGCAUGUAGAUUCUCAAUGGUAUCCACAUCCCUUCGCUCUGCCUCUGACUCUGACAUGCUUUGGCUUACUUUCUUGCCCUCUGAUUACCGUUCCAUCGUUUCGAGAUCCAUGACACCCCUCGCCGUUGAUUUAUCCUCACGUAAGAACCUCUUUUACGCCCUCUGCCGCCCCCUUCUCCUAGAUGGAGGCAACACGAGCUUCAAAUUGGAUAAGUUUUCGGGUAAGAAAUCUUAUAUCUUAUCUGCAAGGGAGUUAUCCAUAGAAUGGGGCACCGAUCCAAUGUACUGGAGCUGGAGACCAAUGGCUGAAUCAAGAUUCAAAGAGGUGGCUGAGCUAAGAACAGUGAGUUGGUUAGAGAUUGAAGGCAAAAUCAACACCAAGAAUCUAACACAAAACACGUUAUAUGGUGCAUAUCUAAUCAUGAGGGUCUCACACCGUGGAUAUGGCCUUGAUUCUGUGCCUUGUGAAGUAACAAUUAUAGUUUCAAACAGGGUAAUUAAGAGUGGGAAAGCGUAUCUGUGGCAAAAGGAUGAGAAGAAGGGCAUUAAGGAGAAUUCUCUUGAUGGAGUUCCUGUUCCUUCAAGAAGAGAAGAUGACAAUGGGUGGAUGGAGAUUGAGAUUGGUGAGUUCUUUAGCUGUGAAAGGGAUGAAGAGGUCAAGAUGAGUGUCAUGGACAUUGGUUACCACUUGAAGGGAGGGCUUAUCAUUGAAGGCAUUGAAGAUAGGGGAGAGAAGAGCGCAAUGGCCAGAAACUACGUAGGAGAGGACAACGACGGGACCAGUAUAGAGGUAAGCAGCGCACCCAGUGGUGACGAAGACGCCGGCGACAACCAUGCCACCAAUGCCGAGGGCGACGAGGUCGUACCAGCGGAGAGUGCAGUGCAUGUGGGAGCCAGAUCGGGCGCGAAGGUAGGUCAUCUCGUCGUAGGAGGUGGAGACUGCAACAGCACGGAUUGCAAGACGAGAAGGAGUGUAAGGUUACGACGAUGGUGGUUCGGAGAAGAGGAGAAAAGGCUUCGCGAUGGCUGCGUGUUGGUGAAGCAGGGGCUGGCACGAAAACUCCUGUGCUCAGUGGAGGUCCUGGGCUCGGCGAGAAACAGGAAAAGGGCUCGGAUGCAGGAAGGUUGCGCAAAGAAGAGAUGAAGAAAGGGGAGGCUCGCCAGCGGCUGUGGGGCCUGGAAGCGCGGACGGCGUGGAUGGCGGGGGUGCUGGGAGCGAUCAUUGAGGUCUGGUGUCUGUGGUGGCGUGGCACCGAUGAGAGAGAAAGAGACUGAGCGAAAAGGCAGUCACAUCAGAUGGGGGAGAGGGAGGCCGUUUUUGGAAUUUACUAGCGGUUGCAAAUCCUUAUUUAUUUUGAAUUUCAAAUUGGUAAUUAUUAAAAUAUAAUUAUUUAUAUAUUAUUUGAUGUUAAUUUUAAUUUUAUCCCUUAUUGUACACAUUGUACACUAAAUUCAUUGGCUCUUCAUACUUUCUCUAUUUAUAAAACAUAAAUAUUGGGUUUGAUGA
This is a messenger RNA of Arachis stenosperma, 1696 nucleotides long. RefSeq names its product F-box protein VBF-like. The record is from RefSeq and is a predicted model, not a curated record. The transcript has 4 exons. Lineage: Eukaryota; Viridiplantae; Streptophyta; Magnoliopsida; Fabales; Fabaceae. The coding region runs from base 110 to 1333 and encodes 407 amino acids. Gene Ontology annotation, molecular function: protein binding.